Eutrema salsugineum is the source of this 2168-nucleotide messenger RNA. RefSeq lists its product as uncharacterized. Lineage: Eukaryota; Viridiplantae; Streptophyta; Magnoliopsida; Brassicales; Brassicaceae. The record is from RefSeq and is a predicted model, not a curated record. Bases 24 to 2168 code for a protein of 714 amino acids. The transcript has a single exon.
CUCAACACUCAGAUCUAUUAACCAUGGAGAACACAAAGAAUCUCGCUAACAGGAAUCACGAAGAAGAUGAAGAAGAGAUCAUCGACUUACCUCACGUGGACAACUCUCAACUCAUUGCCCGUUUCAACCUAAGUCUGGUUGGACGCAUGUUCAACCAAGAUAUCCGUAGCACAGAAGCCCUCAUCGCCUUCAUGCCUCGACAGAACAUCUGGGACGUCAAAGGCAGGGUGCACGGGAUAGACCUUGGAAACUCUCGAUUCCAGUUCGACUUCGACUCAGAAGCGGAUCUCCAGCGGGUGCUCAGCAAACGCCCCUGUCAUUUUAAUCGCUGGUCUUUCUCCUUGGAACGCUGGAUCCCUCAUGUUUGGGAGUCUUUUCCCAACAAUAUGACCUUCUGGGUGCGAAUCUCAGGGAUCCCUACUCACUUCUGGAUGGAAGAAAAUUUCCGAGCCAUUGGAAAUCGUCUUGGGGAUGUAAGAGCGGUUGAUGCACGAGCUGCAAGGAUCCAGAUUUCUUUGAAUGCAGAUGAGCCUCUGAGAUUCAAUGCAAGGGCAAGGCUUCAAUCUGGAGAAGUGGUUAGAGUAGAGAUGAAGUAUAAAAAACUCGAUCGAUGGUGUCUCACCUGCAGACACAUCUCUCACGACGAGAGAACUUGCCUUUUGCUCACUGAAGAUCAAAGACGUGAGAAGAUGAGGGAAAGAGAGGCUGAGAGGAACUUAGCUCGAGCAUCGAGAGAUGACCUGAUUCGCGACAGAGACGUCUUGCAAAUGAGAAGACAGGCAGGCCAGAUCUCGUUACCUCUCCGUGACAGAACCACCCUCCCUUUGCAGGAUGAAACCCGCAAGCUCUCGACAAAGGCCAAAGAUGAAAGCUCCAAACCUCCGAAGGAUAAGAAAAGAAAUCAAAUCCUCGAUGAAAGGCGCCCUUCUGACAGAAGACCCGAUAGCGUCUGGAACAGAAUCGAAUCAAGCGCUGGUUACCGAACUGAAGCAAGAAGGUAUGAAAGAAAACAUGAAACUGCAGAUGGAAGCCACCCGAAUGCCAGAGAUGACUCAAGAGAUGAGGAACCUGGAUACCGAAAGCGACGAUACGAAGAAUCCUUCGCAGCAAGCAAGAAACAGAUGGGGAAGAACAAACCAAAAGACCUACCUGGGAAGGAUCUUUCCUCUGCUAAACCUUCACUGGCGAGACUCUCAGCAAUGCCAACCAAGUCUUCUGACUCUCAGAGGACUAUCUCGGAUCCUCCAGCCAAAGCUAAACAGGGUGUCUCUUCCCCGGAGCACAUGCAUAGCAGACCAUUCCACCUCUCCCUUACCAGUAAGACAUCAAAUCUGGGGAAAGGGAAGAUGUAUGAAACCGGUGAAACUUCAGAAGCAGGCAGUUCAGCAAAAAAAGCUCUCACUUUUGAGCCUGUGAUCCCAAUUGAAUCAAACUCCAUUCUAGGCGAACCCAAGCUGAGCAAUGCGAUGAUUCUACCUCCGUUGGAACCUUGUCUCCAUGAAAAUUGGUAUGAACAGACUCUGGAGGAAGAUAGAGAAGACAUAAAUCUUACCACAUCAAAACCAAUCGACGAACAGCUCGAAUUCCCGAUGGAAGUGGUCAUGGAGUCAGGCGGAGACUUAAGGACCUUCCACAAUAACCAGGAGAACGAGUUGCUGGAGGAUGAGCUUAUGGAGGAUCCAGCUUUGCUUAAUAACAAUGAAACAAUUGAAGGCAUCGAUGAGGAAGACGAAUGGAUGAACGACGAUGAUCUCUUCGAUGAAGGGGAACUGGACGAACUUCUGAAAGAUGCUGACAGCCCUGCAAAGGAUCAAAAUGGAGAAGACCAGGAGAUGAUCAAUGAGCUCGCGAUCCCAGAGGCGAAUCCGCCGAAGUUCAAAGCUGCUUCCUGGUUUAGAUCCCCCGAAAACGCUGAUGUAGGGAAGAAACAGGCGGCGGAAACUGAUAAGAGCACCAGGGUGACCGGAAAAAAGAAACCGGCGCCGAGAUCGCCGGCGGCUCGCGGUUUGUCCCUGAAGAAGAGGAAUUUCCCUCUGGGUCGUGUCUCUCCAAAGACUAAGGGGAAAGGAAAAUUCCCAAAAACAGGUCUAGGCCCAUAUGCAGAUCAAGAAGAAAGCCCAAGGGAGAUAAGAGUUCUAAGGCCCAGAAGAAAAAACAGAACUCUGUAA